AUGCAAUACGGGAGGGACAAUGCUCAAGAAAACCCAUUUAGUUUCCGGCAUUUCAAUAUGUACAUGCAAGCUAUGGAGCUUGUGCGGAUGGGAGACUCAAGUGUGGCAGCUUAUGAACACCUGAUUUCAUUGUUCAAGCGCUGUGCCGCAGAGAUGAAGCCGUUCACAGACAUCCGAGAUGGUCUGGGUCUCGAAGACAGGCUAGCGGACAAUAUAAAAUAUCCGGAUAGGAUACAAUCUGAAGUUGAUAUAUGUCCAGGGGGAGGAACUCAGAUCACAGUGGGUGAUGGUGACAGCAACUCAGCUAACGAAUCUGCAACUCUGCUAACGAAGUUAUUACCACUGAUUAAAAGAAAGCAACUGGGCAGACCAACAACAAGUAGGGAGAAAGCACCAUAUGAGGGAUUAAGUAAGAGAACAAGAUUUUGUGGCAUUUGCAGGCAGCAAGGGCACAAAUGCACAACUUGCCCGGAACGCGGGGAUGUGCCAAAACAGCCUCGUAAACCGGCAAGAUGCAAGAACUGUGGCGUUGAAGGGCACCGGCGGAACAACUGUAACAAGGCAGCAGAGCUUAGGUUGAAAUAA
Messenger RNA from Triticum turgidum subsp. durum (durum wheat), 585 nucleotides. NCBI's taxonomy places the organism in Eukaryota, Viridiplantae, Streptophyta, Magnoliopsida, Poales, Poaceae. The record is from the annotation of a GenBank genome assembly.